Malaya genurostris is the source of this 1382-nucleotide messenger RNA. RefSeq names its product sorbitol dehydrogenase-like. NCBI's taxonomy places the organism in Eukaryota, Metazoa, Arthropoda, Insecta, Diptera, Culicidae. Gene Ontology annotation, biological process: D-sorbitol catabolic process. The transcript is spliced from 2 exons. Bases 63 to 1151 code for a protein of 362 amino acids. Gene Ontology annotation, molecular function: L-iditol 2-dehydrogenase (NAD+) activity; zinc ion binding. The record is from RefSeq and is a predicted model, not a curated record.
UUAUAACACAGAGUCAGUUCCGAUUAUCAGUUGAAAGUCGAAGGUAGCAUUGGUCGCGAGCUAUGGAGAAGAAAGCAAAUAUUGGUGCUGUGAUACAUGGCAUUGAAGACAUGCGAAUGGAACCAGUUCCGAUUCCCUCGCCACGGAAUAAUGAGGUUUUGUUGGAGAUGGAUUGUGUUGGGAUCUGUGGAUCAGAUGUCCACAUCCUAACGCAUGGUGGUUUUGGCGAGUACAAGCUGAGGCGACCGAUGGUCAUCGGACAUGAGUCUUCUGGAGUAGUUAUUGGUGUGGGAAAAGGUGUUCAACGGUUGAAGGUGGGUGAUCGAGUGGCUGUAGAACCGGCAAUCGGGUGUAAGGUGUGUAAACUGUGUAAGGCUGGUCGGUAUAAUCUCUGUCCCGAAGGAAUCUAUUGCGCAACUCCACCGACUCAUGGCACUCUGCAAAAUUACUAUACGCAGGUAGAGGAUUGUUGUUUUAAGCUCCCACCGAAUGUGACCAUGGAGGAAGGUGCUCUGUUAGAACCACUAGCAGUAGCAGUUCACAGUUGUCGGAUCGCUGGUGUUAUGCUGGGAUCAAACGUGUUGAUUCUUGGUGCCGGACCGAUCGGAAUGGUUACAAUUUUGGUUGCCAAAGCAAUGGGUGCCGCCAAGAUCUGUGUGCUUGAUCUCGUCCAAAGCAAGUUGGAUAUUGCUAAAACAAUCGGAGCUGAUGUAACUUUGCAGAUUAGGAAAGGUCAGGGGGAAGAAGAUGUAGUACAAACUAUCCACAAGUUGUUGGGAGUUGCUCCAGAUAUAUCAAUCGAGUGCACCGGGGCGGAACCGUGUGUUCGACUUGGUAUUCUUGCAACCGAAAUUGGUGGAGUGCUCACUCUGGUUGGCAUCGGGCCCACAAAUAUGAACCUACCAAUAACAAUGGCAUUGGUGCGAGAAGUGGAAAUACGAUCCAGUUUCCGGUAUGCCAAUGCCUACCCAGCAGCUCUCGCUAUGGUGGCCAACGGAACGAUCGAUGCAACCAAACUGAUCACGCAUCAUUUUGAUUUAGAAAAUUCAAUCGAAGCUUUCAAAACCGCUCGUUACGGAUUGGACGGUGCAAUCAAGGUUAUGAUCCACUGUCAACCACGGAACAAGAAUAAUCCUGGAAAGAAACUGUAGACAAUUGAUGAUGAAAAACAUACGCGGUUAACUAUUGAUAAGGGUUGUUAUACUAAUAAGUAUUACUGAUAAGGAUGACAUAAGGGUUUAGUAUAUCUUGGAAACGUUAAACUGUUGACCACCAGCAAUUGUUUAUUUUUAAGCACUGAUAAGACGACCUGUUCACCUAAUUGUGUUUGUUGUUAGCUAUCUGUUCACAAUAAAUGAGGCGCAAAUUAUGACGACUCGCAA